AACUCAUUUGAUUUGGGCUAAACUAGUGUGCGGUUGACUUCAUAUUUUGAUCGUUAUAUUUCGCUCGUUUCUUUGAAUCAAAUAACGGCAAAGAAAAUUGGAAACUGACUAACAAGAUGAUGAAACUCCUGAUUUUGCUGAUAGCUUUGAGCAGUUGGCUCACUUUGGGCUUGCCUUCAAAUGGUAUGAUUCAGCAAGAUUCCAGCAAGAAGGGUGAUGAGGAUAUUCUCAAUCACUCCAUCUGUAGCCAUCUCAGAGAAAAAGAUAUGUGCAAGAGAAGCCAUCACGUUAAGAAAAAACUGUGUAAAGCCACAUGCGGUUGUGAUGACAUGAUCUCACAGAAAUCGUGUAUCGUCCUGAAAAGAUYCARUGAAUGCUCCAAAAACUUGGCAAUGCGCAUGCGUUAUUGCAAGUCGACAUGUGGAUUGUGUUCGUGUCAAUCGGAAAGACCACUUGGGAUGCAGAGUAGAGCCAUUCCUGAUUCGAGUAUCACCGCGUCAUCGUAUUAUAACUCACAACAUCCCCCAUCACAAGGACGACUUCACAUUAGGAAAUCCCGUGGUAAGUAUGGAGCAUGGUGUGCAAGAAGAAGCCGAGCAGGAGAAUGGCUCCGAAUUGACUUGGGCAAGGUUAC
This is a messenger RNA of Exaiptasia diaphana, 634 nucleotides long. RefSeq names its product lactadherin. NCBI's taxonomy places the organism in Eukaryota, Metazoa, Cnidaria, Anthozoa, Actiniaria, Aiptasiidae. The record is from RefSeq and is a predicted model, not a curated record.